This is a messenger RNA of Lathyrus sativus (Indian pea), 624 nucleotides long. The record is from the annotation of a GenBank genome assembly. NCBI's taxonomy places the organism in Eukaryota, Viridiplantae, Streptophyta, Magnoliopsida, Fabales, Fabaceae.
AUGGGGAAGUACAUGAAGAAACCAAAACCUAAAUCCGAAUUACCUUUGCUUGAUUCCACCACCACCACCACCACCACCACCACCACCUACUUUGGUGUUCGAACUCGUGCUAAAACCCUAGCUCUUUCUCAGAAUCAGGAUCUCUCUCUUUCUAAUGAUUCUUACCUUCAGCUUCGAAGUCGUCGCCUUCAGAAACCUCCCACUCCUCAACAUUCUUCUAAGAAGAAUAAGCCCCAAAAUCAAAACCCUAAAUCCCCAAUUCGUAGGGAGGUUAGCAAGGAGAAAACUCCUGACGCUGAAGAUGCUGACUUUGGGGAAAAUGUUUUGGAUUUUGAAGGUAGAGACAGCAGAAGCACCCGGGAAACCACACCCGUCAAUUUGAUAAGGAACCCGGACAUUCUCAGGACUCCUAGUUCGACUACCAAGCGUACUUUUUCGACUGAAGCUCAUCGCAGAACGGAGCAUGCAGCUAGAACUGUUAUCCCAUCUACACGGGAAAUGGAUGAAUUCUUUGCUAAAAAUGAAGCGGCUCAGCAAAAGAAGUUCAUGGAGAAGUACAACUUUGAUCCUGUGACAGAUAUGCCACUCCCAGGGCGUUACGAAUGGGAAAAAUUAACACCCUAG